Molecule: messenger RNA, 4938 nt
Organism: Siniperca chuatsi (mandarin fish)
Lineage: Eukaryota; Metazoa; Chordata; Actinopteri; Centrarchiformes; Sinipercidae
Product: P2Y purinoceptor 4
Exons: 2
Coding region: 2179-3579 (466 amino acids)
Biological process (GO): G protein-coupled receptor signaling pathway
Cellular component (GO): membrane
Molecular function (GO): oxysterol binding; G protein-coupled receptor activity
Source: RefSeq, a predicted model, not a curated record
UGUCACGUCAGUGCACACAGACCCACUCCAGUGGGAGACAUUGUCCAAGAGCAACGGCAACAGGCAGCAUGCACAUUGGCGCAUGCGCACUUUGUUGAAAGAUUCCGCCACAAUCAACUUGCCCUGCAUUAACUUAUACUGGACCCAGGCCAUCAGUUAUGUCGGACCCUGGCGCACUUCUAAAUCCCCUCUGAUACUCAUCUUUAUUAUAACGGUACAUUGUUUGAGGGAACUAGUUAGGUAACUGGAUGCAACAGUCCAUAUUGCUAACGUAGCUCCUAACUAACAAAGCAGGAAUCAAACGUCAGGCAUCUCACACAGAGAUAAACAAAACAUUAAUUUUGGACCCGUCAAAUCUUUUUAAAUGAUUAAUUCCCAAUCAUAUUUUUUUUUAGGAAAAGUGAUUCCACACCUUUCUAAAAGCUCUGGGGAUGUAUUCAUGUCUACACGAAAAUGUUAUCAAUAAAAGCUUUAAUAUAGCCUACACUCAGUAGCCUAGCUGCGCCCUACUUAACUUCAAGUCUCCAACAAGCAUGGCUAUGCGAUUCAGGCAUAGGCUAAUUGGUUUAUGACUGACAUUUAGAUAUCUGAUACUGUAUCAGGCUAUAAUAUCAUCUGAUCUAAUUCAUAUUUAUUUUUGUUAUUUUGAAUCCAGAGUGAGGCAGCAAAACUUGCAGUGUGUGCCUAGCUAUUUCACUUAUGCAGUUACAGUGGUACUGUUCAUGAGCUGGUCAGCUGGUUACUGGUCAAUAGAGUAAGAACACAUCAUGCACACAACCUUCUGAACUUCAAUUUACCAAUUUGUUUUCUUUUGGAACAAUUGUCUUCAACAGGACUGGACAUUUAACUCUGCAUGAUGUAAUUGGUUAAUAUGACGGACAGUCAGAUCUGAUUUCAUAUCAGGUUACAACAUCAUCUGAUCUAAUAUAUUGUUAUUUUUAGGUUUUUACUUGUAAUUCGGGGUUCAGUGAAAAAUAUUGCAGAGCCCUUCAGCAGCCACAGAGCCUGUGCCCGGUUCAGUCAUUUAGUGGCUGUCAUGACUGUUUAUUUAGAAGCUACCUGAAGGUUUUUUUGUAAUUUUGGAGAGUUUCUGCCUCUGCCAACUUUGUCUUGAAGCUGGAAUGUGGGGGGAAAAAAAGCCUGACGUUCAGAUGUUGUCGGCCUAGUUAACGAUACUGUAUGUUUUUCAUUAAAGAGUGGCUUUGUGGCUUUGUUUGGGUAGCGAGAGAACGAGAGGCAGAGCUUGAAAGUGGGUGUCUCAUGCCAAAAAUAAUAGGUUAUUAACUGGAGAACACAAUUUUUUUGUUCUCCAUGAUACCUCCCAGGCUCCAUAAGUUACAGUAGUAUUUUUAAAGAAUAAUCUUUACUCAAGGACAACUUACUAGUUUUCUGCAGAGCUAGAACGAUCCUUCACACUCAACAAAGUUUUGGGAGGCAAGUUGGGGAUUUGGGGUCACUACUGGGCACCACAACAAAACCAGGGAGUGUGUACUUGAGGAUAACUUAGUGUAGAUGGACUGAAUAUCAUCAGUGAACUGCCUCAGAAGUACAUAAAUGUACAUGUAUUGGUGGUAUCCAUUCAUCUGUGUUCUCAGACUCAGCUCAACAGGUGAGAAGUGAGUCACACGCACAAAGGUGAAGCAGAGAAGAAGAAUUGGAUGACACACAGUGAGGAACAGAGGGAGGGACUGAAUUACCAUAGAAACUGGUCAGACUGUUCAGAGAAGAAGCAGAAAAAGGUGAAAGCUGAAGUGGUCCAACUGUCAAGGUCACCGAUCACCCAAACUGCUAUCACACUGAUCUCUGAUUAUAGCUGAUGUUUGCUGAGCUUUUUAAAUAACCAGGAAAAGGUGUAUUUUGAAGCUGCUGACAUAGCUGCUCUGCAGUCAAAGCCUUUUGGAUGUUUUCGUAUUUCCUUGUGAUUAUUCUGAUGGGCUACAGAUAGAACAGGAGCCAUAUGGAGUAAAAGUCAUCGCUGGCACAGGUGAACACCCACUCAUGGAUCUGACCAUCUGAUAUCAUCUGAAAAUCUACUGUACAGGAUCAUACAAAAUACCAAUACCAUAAAAUGGUACAGAGUACAAGGAUGACAGAGAAGAAGCUUGACAGAAUCCCAAACGUACAAGCCACAGCCUUGUUCAACUUCUCCCUCACAUGAAAAUCAAUUAAUCACUCACAAUGUCAUCCAGAGAUGGAGUUCCUCCUAGCUCCUUCUCGCCUUCUCCCUCCACCACACCUCUAUCUCCAUCUUGCAGCAUUGACGAGUCCUACAAGUAUAUCUUCCUCCCCAUCUGUUACUCUUUCACGUUCAUCUUCAGCAUUUCCCUUAACUCUGUCAUCCUCUACCGUUCCUUCCACCGGACCAAGCGCUGGAAUGCUUCACUGAUCUACAUGGUCAACCUGGCCUCUACAGACUUUAUGUACGGCCUGUCACUGCCAUUCCUUGUGGCUAGUUACAUCAUGCGUGACCGCUGGGUCUUCGGGGACUUCAUGUGCCGCCUGGUCCGUUUUCUCUUCUACUUUAACCUCUACUGUUCCAUCUUCUUCCUCACUUGCAUCUCUGUCCACAGGUACCUCGGUAUCUGCCACCCAAUGAAAGUCAUCACACUGGAGACCAAGAAGGCUGUCAAGUGCACUUGUGUGCUGGUUUGGAUUGUAGUCUUUGCUUUGACCUGCCCUAUCUUCCGGUUUGCUCAGACUGGUCAUGUGACAAGAUUUGCAGGGCUUGGGGGCAAUGUAAGCAGUAUUGACAACCCAAGCCAUGAGUUUUCACUGAUAAAGGGUAAUGCCAUCUAUGGUAACUUGGGAGGGGUCAUUGAGGAGUACCAGAACUGUUGGGAUGAUGCAAUAGAUAAGGAGUUUCCUGAUUACAUACCCUAUGGCAUCAUACUCCAUUUGCUGGGCUUUUUUGUGCCUUUUUCCAUAAUUGCUUGGUGUUACUCUCACGUUGUUCUGACCAUAUUUAAGACUCUGCAUUCUCAGCCCUCGUCCCGCAGAGGUCAAAAAGAGGGAGGACAUGAAGGAAUGGAUCGAAGAGAGAGAAGUAGCCCUGCAAUAGUUGGAAGAGGAAGAAGAGGAAGCAAUGGACUGUCAAGGGCACUGGGAAGAGAUGAAGGAAUUUCCAUUUCUCUUGGUGCACACUCCCCUUAUGCCAAUCGCAGACGUAAAUCUAUCAAGACCAUCAUUACCAUCACCCUUCUCUUUGCUCUGUGUUUCUUCCCCUUUCAUGUUACUAGAACCAUCUUCCUCCUGCUGAAAGUGGCCAAGGGAGUCCCCUGUCACACCAUGACCAUGGUCUCCAUGUGCUAUAAGAUCACGAGGCCUCUGGCGUCAUUCAACGCAUGGCUCAACGCCCUCCUUUACUUCCUGACUAAAGACAAGGGGGGAGCUAACUGCUGCCAGGUGGUGAACACCACCACCCAACAACAUGGUGGGCUUCUAUUACCACUGAGGAUGAAGGGAAAAGGAGACGCAGAGGAUGGAGGGAUGGAAAAUGGGAUUGACAAUGAGGAGAAUAUAGCAUUUCACAACAGUCCGUCAUACAUGAAUAGAGCAAAUGUCAGAUAUAUAGUUGAAUGAAUAAUUUCAUGAGGAAUGAAAGAAUGAAUUUUAGAUGCACUGUAGGUUGUCUUUUUCUGGAAAACAAAAUAUUAUAUAUUAUAUAAUAUAAGCACUGUAGCAAAAGCAACUAAAGUCAUACUUUGAAAGUUGCACUAGUGGGUAGAUGCAACAUGAAUGCAAAUGUGAUAAAUGUGUGAUAAUCUGUUUUGUUUCACAGGGUGUAUAAAAGUGCUACACUGGUAUCACUGAUUUUCUUUUAAGUCCAGAUUAUGCUUGAAACGAAGUUGUUCAUACGACGCGUCAUCCAACCAUAUCUAAAGGCAAAAAAUGGUUCUACCUGUUCCAAACAGUUGCACUUGAAAAGCCUGUUGUCAUAGAGAGGGGCGAGACACAAUGGUCAUUCAAAUGGGAAUACUUUUUUCAGGCAGUCUCUCCAUGGGGGCAUUAAUGGGGUUGCACUCCACUGUAUACACAACAAGUGACAAAAGAAGUUGAGAGAGAUGUUCAAACCCUGCAUACUUUCACACCUUUGCGCACCUUUCCAAUUGCUGUUGUAAAGUGGGUGUGUAUGUCAGCUUGCCGGUUUCAGAAAAUUGCAAAUAUUGUUGCAUUUGGAAAGGCUUCAGACACUGUUAAACAAUCAGACAAGCAGUAUUGGGCAAAUGACUUGGAAACUGUCAUCAAUUACUCAUUCCACAUUAUCAUUCAAAAAGUAAUGUCAUUACUUUACAGAUUACUCAGCAGCAAAAGUAAUGCGUUACAUUACUCAUUAAUUUUGUUACUCGGCCCAGCUCCAGACUCAAAGGUGCCUUUGAACAACUCCAAAGUAGUAAGUAGUAAGUAAGAAUUGUAGGUUACAGCUUAACAGUGUGUUGCUGAAGUGGAUAAUAGAGCAUCAAUCCCCUUUUCAAACAUGUGAAAAAGAAAUGCAAUUAGGAAGUGAACUUGGAAAGAGUUAGGGAUUCCUUUUGGAGUCUUGCAGACAGACGGCAUGAAAAUCCUACACUGGGCUGUUAUUGGGUAAAGCAGACAAGAUUUUUUUUCAAGAAAAGUGGUCUAAAUAAAUAUACAGUAUUUACCCUAAUAUAAAGUGGGAGAUUACUGAACUACAAAAACCAGUGAUGUUGAUAGGUUUUCAAUGUAGUGAGUCCCCAGGACCCACAGGUGGUCAUUUGAGUGGGUCCCCAAUAAAAUUAGUGUUUUUUGACUAAUUGUAGUGUUGUGUAGGGAUGGGUAUCAUUAAGAUUAUAUAUCGAUAUUACUACUCUUACUAAUCUAUACUUAUUGGUUCUUUUUCAUUACUAAAUAAUUGUUUUUAAAAAAAUAUAUUCCUUUAAAAGAGAAAGAGAGAAUAAAUUCAGAAAAGUAUUAGAAUAU